AUGGCCAUCACCAAAACACCCCAGCUCCUCGUCGUUGGCUUAGGAAAUCUUCCUUAUCCGAAUACCCGCCACAGCGUCGGCCACCUGAUAGUCGAUGCACUCUCCUCGAGAUAUGGCAUCCCUCUCGCGACCAACAGAGCCAUGGGAGGUCUCUUCGGCCGUGGUAGCAUAACACUUGGAGAAACGCCCGUCUCUCUUCUUCUCCUCAAACCCAAACCCCUUAUGAACAUCACCGGCCCCGCAGUGGCCUCGGCACUCCGAAACACUGUCCAAAGCCCCAACUCCAUGGUGGUGAUCCACGAUUCGCUCUCCCACAAGCCAUGCGUCCUUUCGCCCAAGCUCGGGGGGUCCGCCAACGGACACAAUGGCGUACGCAGCGUCAUCUCUGCCCUGGGCAACAACACGGACUUCCACAGGCUUCGUAUAGGGAUAGGCAGAGGCGGACCGGACGUCGCGGACUAUGUCCUCUCAAAGCUACCUCCUGAGGAGCGUCAGUUCUGGUGUGGUGAGGGGCUGGACCUCGUGAGCGGGGAGCUUGCACGGCUUGCAGCUCAGCGGUCACAGGGCUGAGGAUUCUGCUGAGUUCUUGAUGCCUCUCACGCCGAUGCCGUAUAUAAGGGCUAUCGAUUCGCCGCCUGGCGGCGAACACGGGGAAGCAGAUUUGGUCCACCAAGUCAGUGCCCUAUCCCGAUCCGCCUACAACGACCGGGCGAUCAAGCUCAAGGCGCCCACGAGUUUCGCUGGUUCAAACUGAGACAUGACACAAGAUGACACGCGACGUCAACUUGAAUAGACUUGAGUGGGCAAGGUUUGACAGGGGCGGGCAAGAGCGUCGGUGUGUUGUAGUCUGUUGUAGUGUGCCGUGUGGUGGUGUUCCUGGCGUAGAGUGUGGUACAUAAGGGUACAUACGGUCCCGAUACUGGAGUUUGUGCUGGCUUCUACAAGCCAUCAAU
Molecule: messenger RNA, 953 nt
Organism: Coniophora puteana RWD-64-598 SS2
Lineage: Eukaryota; Fungi; Basidiomycota; Agaricomycetes; Boletales; Coniophoraceae
Product: peptidyl-tRNA hydrolase
Exons: 3
Coding region: 1-570 (189 amino acids)
Molecular function (GO): peptidyl-tRNA hydrolase activity
Source: RefSeq, a predicted model, not a curated record